This is a messenger RNA of Carcharodon carcharias (great white shark), 4387 nucleotides long. It is a transcript of the gene fam184ab, whose product is annotated as family with sequence similarity 184 member Ab. NCBI's taxonomy places the organism in Eukaryota, Metazoa, Chordata, Chondrichthyes, Lamniformes, Lamnidae. Bases 341 to 3673 code for a protein of 1110 amino acids. The record is from RefSeq and is a predicted model, not a curated record. The transcript has 17 exons.
GCGUGUGUGUGGGGGAGAGAAACAACAACAACAGCGCCAGCGGGGAGAGACACCGACACCGGGCUGUCAGGCUCAGGGCGGCGAUGGCGAUGAUAUGCAGCCUCUGCCAACUAUAAACCAUGGCCGGCCGCAACUGGAUGCAGUCCCCGGGAGCUCCGGCUCCGAAUCAGCAGCUGUACCGGGCCGCCCAGCUCCUGCUGCCCGGUUAGGGUCUGCUGCCUUUGGCCGGUGAAGAGGCGGCGGUCCCGGCCUCGGCCCCCUGGCUGCGUUUCUAGUGUCGGCGGCCGAUUCAUUCCUGUCUCCUGGUCGAUCGGUUUCGGGGCUCGGCAUCAAGCAGAAGAUGGCGACUGGAGUUAGCUGGCAGCAACAUUAUAGCGGCACCGCCGGUAAACUGGGCUCCACAGGCGGGGCAUCUCACCCUGGAGGAGCUGCCGAGUACAACCAGGAGCUGCACCUGAAGAUGAGCAAAAAGAUAGCGCAGCUGACCAAGGUGAUCUAUGCUUUAAAUACUAAAAAUGAUGAACAUGAGGCUGCUAUCCAGGCACUCAAAGAGGCGCAUGAGGAAGAAAUACAGCAAAUUUUUGAUGAAACAAAAGACAGGAUUCUUCAGUAUAAGGGCAAAAUCAACGAGGAAGUAGAGCUACGGAAGAAAAUCCAGUCUUUGGAAGAAUCUCUGGAACAGCAUGAACAGAUGAAACAGCAAGCACUAGCAGAGUUUGAGGCUUAUAAGCAGCAUGUUGAAGAUAUGCAGUUUGCUACAGAGACCCAUCAAACGCAAGGUGUUACGAUUAUGUCUAGAAAUAUCCAGGAAAUUAAGGAAAACUUCGAUGAUAAGUUACAACAGUUUAUCCAGUUAGAGUCCCAGUUUGGACAGAAUAAACAGCAAACUUUGGAAGAUCUGCAGGCUGCCCACAAGCUAGAGAUCCAGAACCUCUUAAGGACUCAUCGCAAUCAGCAUGAAACAUCAAGUAAACAACAGGAGAAAUUACAACAGCUGCUCAAAGAUGAACUAAUUGCAACGAACAAUAAAAUUAAAGAACUUACACUUGAAAAGCAAAAGCUCGUGGAAGAAUUUGAAGCUAAAUUGAGCAAAGCUCAAGCCUUUUACAAACAUGAGAUUGAAGGCUUAAAAUCUCAACAAACAUCGGAAAACAUGCUUCAAUGGAAACAGAGGGAAUCUCAGCUAAAGAUAGAAUUUCAAAUCCAAGAGACUACUUUGAAAAAGGCACUUGAUAAACUGCAGACAGAAUUACAGAUCACUCAGGAGGAUGCUAAUCAAAUGAGGAAUAAAUGCGAACAGUUUCAAGGAGCAUUGAACAAAGCAGAAAACAACGUUCAAAUGCUUCAGCAACAGCUGAAACAGGGUCAACAGAAAGCUGAUGGUACUCUUACAAAACAAAAGCAGCUAGAAGAUGAACUGGUUGCUUGUAAAGAGCAUAUUCAACAGCAGUCCACAGAACUGCUGCUUAAAUCAAGUCAGAUUGGAACUCUUCAAGCUACUCAAUUGACCCAGGAAGCUACAAUCCGGGAGCUGGAGUCACAGCAUUGCAGGUUAAAGGAGAGGUUAUCAUGCCUUGAAGAAGAAAGGAACACUUUGCAGGACAACAACCAGAGCUUGGAUGAGCGACAGAGGCAGCAACUACUGGCUAUUGAAAAGUCCUUAACUGAAGAAAAAGAAAUGCAAAGACAAUAUUAUGAAGAGGAGAUAUCAAAUCUGCAGUAUAAACUUGAAGAGGAAACUAGAUAUCUAAGAGACACCUUCAGGAACAGUAUGGAGGAGUUGUCUCAGAUACAUGAAACUGCAUUAGAAUCUGUUCAAGUCACACAUGAGAGAGAAAAGAAAAAGUUGCAAUUGGAAAUGGACCAAAAUCUUGAGAAGGAUCGUUUGCGAAUGGAAGAAGAGAAAAAUCAAUUCAAACAGCAAAUGGAAAACCUUCGAGAAGAGCUGACUGCCAAGUUAAAUACAGCCAAUCAAGAGGUGUGCCGUUUACAAGAACUUGUGAAGAAGAGUGAGCAAGGUCUAGGAUCAGCUGAAGGACAUAUUUCCAGUCUGAAGGAUGCUCAGGAAAGGCUGCAAAAAGAUCUGGAUUCUAGCAGGGCCAAACUCAGGGAGACAAGUGAUUCCCUUUCUUCUGUGCAGGGAGAAUUGGAGCAGCAAAGGCAGGAUUAUGAGGCAAGACUGACUGCAGCAAAAGAAGAGGAGAAACUUAAAUUGGAAAAAUUGGAAAAGGAUUCGGAACAAAAAUGGAAAGCAAUUGUAAGGGAGGAACAUGAGAAACUGUGUGAGAAGUUAGAAAGACAGCAUGAAGAUGAGAAACGAUCUGCUCUGGCUCAACUAUCGCAUCUGAAAGACCAAGAAAAUAGUGCAGAGAAAGAAGGUUGGCAGAAAAAGGUUGAAGAUCUCCUGAAUCAGAUCUCCUUAUUGAAACAAAGCCUUGAAAUGCAGUUAUCCCAGUCUCAAGACUCCUUGCAAAAGCUACAGUGCCAGUUCAACCGUGAGAGACAGCGGCUCACACAGCAAAUGGAGGGGAUGGAGGACGAGCAUAAACGCAGACUUGCAUCUUUGGAAGAUGCGCACAGGAUUGCUUUUAGAAAUAUGGAGGAAUCCAAGGACUGUGAAUGCAAGCAGUUGGAAGAAUGCUUAAACCAGCAGCAUAUGGAAGAUUUGCAAACUCAGAAGGAUGCUGAGAGAAUUAAUCUGGAGGCUUUGCAAAAGGAAGCAAAGCAGCAGCUACAGGAUUUGAGGAUAGAGCUGCAAGAUGAAGGGAAAUUACUACUUGCCUCUUUGCGCUCGGACCUCAACUAUCAGCAUUCUAUAGCAAUGGAUCAGCUGAGACAAAACCACCAGCAGGAAAUGGCAGCUGUGAGAAUGGAAUUAGAUCGGGCUAUUGAGCUGCACAGACAGCAGAAGAAAGAACUACUGAGCCGAGUAUCUGAUCUACAAGAAGAAGUACGGCACCGUGAGCAACACAUGAAAGAGCUGGAUGUGGAGAAUCUGUCUAUGCAUGACAAUUUAAGCACCUUGACCAAAGAGCUUGAGUAUAAAGGGAAUGAAGUUUUAAAAAUUCGCAGUGAAGUCAACCAGAAAAUUAGGACCUAUGAACAGGAGAUGAUAAAGAAACAGGAGAAGAUGAUAAAUGAAAUGACUGCAGCCCACAUCCGGGAAACACAGUGCAUGCUAGCAGACUUCAACAAGGCUCAGGAACUCCUGAAGGAUAAAAUUUCUUCUCUGGAAAUCUUAGUGGAAGAAGCUGAAGAAAAAUACAAUAGCAGAGAGUCAAGACCAGAGGAUCUACAGCUGAUCACUGAGUUAAAGGAAAUGAUCACAGAACGAGACCAGCUCACAAAAAAACUAAUGGAUGACAAAAAAUUUUACCAGCUGGAACUGGUGAACAGAGAAACAAAUUUCAACAAGGUUUUUAAUGCUAUCCCUAAUGUAGGAGUCAUCAAUCCUCUAGCUAAGCAGAAGAAAAAGAAUGAUAAAAUUGCCAAUCGCUUUGUCAGUGCCCCAAAUUUAAGUGCUUUGGAAUCUGCAGGAGGGGGAAAUGGGCAACAUCAGCACAACCGCCUGGAGCCAAUUCCUAAUUCCCCUGUUCAUGAUAUUGGGUUCAAUAGCAACAAGCCUCUACCCCAGCCAGUACCUUCAAAAGAGGCAAAAAGAUUUCUGAGGUGAGCAUCCACCUCGAGGUUUAUAACAUAAGGAGAGUUUGAGUAGACUAGGCUUAUAUUUCCUAGAGUUUAGAUGAACAAGAGGUGAUCUCAUUGGAACAUAAAAUUCCUAAGGGGCUUGGCAGGGUGGAUGCUGUGAGAAUGGUUAACCUGGCUGUCCAGAACUAAGGGUCACAGUCUCUGAUUAAGGGUCAAUCUUUUAGAUGAGGAGAAAUAUCUUCUCUCAAAGAGUUUUGAAUCUUUGGAAUUCCCUCCCCAAGAGAUCUGUAGAUGCUCAAGUGUUCAGUAUAUUCAAGAUAGAGAUGGUUAACUUUUUGGAGACCAAGGGAAUCCAGGAAUAUGACAAUAGUGCAAGAAGGUGGAAUUGAGGGAGAAGAUCUGCAAUUAUCUUGUUGAAUGGCGGAGCAGGCUCAAAGGGCGAAAUGGCCCGCUCCUGCUCCUAUUUCUUAUGUUCAUAGAGGUGAUGAUACAAACUGGCCAUGAUCCAAAACUACACUUUUACAAUUUAACAUUAAUUACCGAAACUAGGAUUAGACAAGUCUUCAGUAUGGAUCCGUUAUCGAUUUCAAACUCACAUUUUUGCAGUUAAAGUGUGCUUUCCCCCUUGUUCUGCAAUUUAUGCAUAAAUUUGAAAUUUACUUAAUGACGUCUUCUAAUAAAUGUGCAGGCCUCAUUAACGUUGUUAUUUUAAUAGCCUAAUGGUAACCACAUUUAAUUU